AUAUAAACAAAGUUAAAAGCGAAUCAAUUCAAACUACUGAUUCAUCAAAUUGUAAAUUAAAAAAUGAAUCAAACGAGGAUAAAGAAGACCCAAUAUAUUGCACCAUUCUCUGGCGCAAAAUAACAAUGAAAAAGCAUAAAACUUGGGAAGGAGACGGCUAUUUAGUUCGUGAAGGAAAUAACUAUACUAUUUACGAUGCGGAUUGGUCAAAAAUAGGAAGCAGUAAUAUCCGCGAUUUUUCUUUUGGUGAAGGCGAUAUAUUUCGUGUGGGAGGCAAGGAAAUAACAGUUGAAAACAUGAUGUCGAGCGAGGAUUUCCAUAAAGGAUGUCUUUUGAAUGUCCAAUUGAAAGAAGUGCAUGUGCCAGAUACUUAUAUGUCACGAAAAAAGGUUUCCUUUCAAAGUCCAGUUAGUCAAACUUCUAAUGUACAACGCAAGGUGCGAGUCUCGCAACAGCCGAGACAUGAUCCCAGCGCUGCCGGAUCUUUAGUGAUGCAGAGACCGAUUCCAUGGAAUGAUGAGGAGCACGUCGAUGUCGUGGUGGAUACGUUUCUAAGUAAACGUUUACAACCGCACCAACGUGACGGAGUUUGUUUUCUCUAUAAUUCUUUAACAGGGAUAAAUAGCAAGUAUGGUCAUUGUGCUAUAUUAGCGGACGAAAUGGGGUUGGGCAAAACGUUACAAACAAUAACAGUUAUCUGGACAUUACUUAAACAAAACUACCAGGCCAGUAAAAAUGCAACAAUAAAGAAUGCCAUGAUUGUCGCUCCGGUCACUCUUUUACAGAAUUGGCAUAACGAGUUCUAUAAAUGGCUAGGUCGUGAACGCAUUCAAGUUUAUCUGGCUAAAAGUCAAGCAGAUUUUGACGAGUUUUUCCGCAAUCGAAACUAUUCUGUGCUAAUAAUAGGCUAUGAAAUGGCUUGCUGCUGUCUCCGUAAAGCAACUCUUCCUGGAAAAAUAGACUUGUUAGUCUGUGAUGAAGCACAUCGCUUGAAAUCGAUACAGAGUCAAACUUGGAUUGUCCUACAUAAACUAAAAGUUGAGAGGAAGCUUUUAUUGACUGGUACUCCUAUGCAGAAUGACUUGAUGGAAUUUUACUCGAUGGUUAAUUUUCUUAUUCCUGGAUUACUUGGAAGCGUUUCGUCAUUCAAAAACCAAUUCGAAAAACCUAUCAUAAGAAGUAGGGCUAUGUACGCGACCGAGAGAGAUCAACUAAUGGGGAAUGCGCGGCUGAAUAGGUUAUUGGAAUAUACCAAAGACUUCAUUCUUCGAAGGAAAACAAACGUGCUUGCCAAGCAUCUUCCUCCUAGACAUGACAUUGUUAUGUUCAUAAGUCCUACUACAAAUCAGAAAAAAGUAUAUAAAGACACGUUGCAUAACUAUAAGCGCUUCAGUCAGGAGGAAAAAAAAGGGAAACAUUUAGUUACUUUGUCACUUUUAAGCCGAAUCUGUAACAGUUCUCUUUUGAUUGAUAAGUUACAUUCGGAGCAUCUGGAGUUUCGAGAUUUACUUAAUUCAUCCGGGAAAUUAAAGGUUGUAAAGUCAUUAUUAGAACUCUUUUCGACACAGAAGGCCAAGACAGUCAUCGUUUCGCAGUAUACUGAAACACUUAAACUACUACAAAGAUUACUGGUUGGAUUGAAACUUCCAUAUUUGACACUCCUUGGAAGUACUUCAACUUCAGAACGUGGUAACCUUGUUGAUAAAUUUAACAACUCGAGUUUCUUUGAGACGGCUGUUAUUUUACUCUCUAGUAAAGCUGGCGGAUGUGGACUUAGUCUUACAGGAGCAAGUAGACUUAUCCUUUAUGAACCUAGUUGGAAUCCAGCGCAAGAUUUGCAGGCUCUUUCACGGAUAUAUCGGACCGGCCAGAGAGAUUCCACCGGAAUUUAUAUACUAUUAAGUGCUGGUAUGCUUGAUGAACGCAUAUUAAUCCGACAGAAUACCAAACAAGGUUUGUCAGAUUCUUUCCUUGAUUCCGAUGAAAGUCAAAGGCAGAAUUGUUUUGCUUCGGAUGAUUUGAAAGAAUUAUUUACAUAUGAUGAAACCGAGACCUGUUUGAUAAACCAGUUAUUGCAAAAAUCGAGUUUUGUAUAUCAAGAGAAAAGUUCUUUACAUUAUGAGAAUAAAGACGAUAAUUAUAUUGAAAGUAGUCCAAAUUUAUUGUCACUACCAGAGGAGAACUCUGAUAGCAUGUGGAAGAAAGCAUCAGAAUACCAGGUACCACAAUACGAAUUAAUUUCCAUAGCCAAUGCUUUUCGUGAAUGGAAUUGGAUUUUUCAGCUUUCGGAAAAAUACGAAGCUAAAGUAAGUCAUCUCAUUCCGCAGGAUGGAAGCUUUAUAAACUGCUUUAUGUGCAAAGCCUACUCUUGAGGAAUAUCAGAAGACGAAGAUGAAACUGGCUUUUUACCCAUCAUCAGGAGGGUCUUAUCACAAGCGGCUGUCACUGGACAUUUCCUAUGAGCCAUGAUGAGCAUUCGGAGACGAACAAUUUCCUCUCUGAGACUAUUGGCUUCUUUCAAGAGGGACUUAUUUUCCGUCGUAUAAUGUUUUGUUCGCUUCUGUAAAUCAUCUAUAUACCUCUUCUUUCUUACCCUGCAUUUAUGAGCUGCCUCUCUAUUUCUAACCUUUUUAUUUCUUGGAAAUUCCUCUCCUUGCUUUGCCAAUGACUUCUGAGUUGGUGUGUCAAGAAUACUAGUUUCACGAGAAAACCUUUCGCUCGUAGAAGUAUCGGAUUUGGCACUGGGGCUAUUCGGAGCGCUAUAAUUAGAAUCAGAGUCAUUUUCAUAGUCAUAUUUCAUCUCAUGGGAACUCAAUGGCGAAGGGGAACUGUUGAAAACGGGUGUAUUAAACUUCUGGCAUUUUUCCCAAACAACUUGAUUCGUCCAAUAUUGGGUAAAGGCUGGGGAUGGCUUGUACUUAUUUUCUUUUUCAAAAUGAAGAGCGUAAGAAGGUAAAUUUGCUUCAUUUUUGUUUAUUCCUGGAUUAGAGGACUCUUUCGCUGAUUCAUGAACAGUUGCUAAUUUGCCCUGCGUGCUUGUCAUUUUGAAGUUUAGUUGAGUAGUUAACAACGCUCUUCUGCAAGCUAAUUAUAUGUUUGCAUAAUAAUAUGUUUGGUUAACAGAGAUUUAUCGUUUUCCGCUUUGAUUUUUAAACGGUCAGAUUGAAUCCUUUUCCUUAAAGCGCUAACUAUGUUAACCUUGUUAUUUGAGAUAAACUUUUAGGCGUUAGAAAUCAGCUGCAAAGGACAGGUAAUACUUGAUAUGAAUACUUUUACUAAAAUACUUUUGCUGAUCUUACUCGGCAAGAACAGGAUUAUUCUGGCGUUACGGGCUGUGGUGAUGCCGACUUGCAAAUGAUAAACAAACAAACUGAAUAAACAAACAUUCAAUUUCGGUACUCAUCGAAACAUUAUACUAGCCGUAUCCUAACUAAUAUAUUAAGAAUUUAUUAGAAAUAUCAUUACAAAACGCAAUCUCG
Schizosaccharomyces cryophilus OY26 is the source of this 3479-nucleotide messenger RNA. Its product is annotated as ATP-dependent DNA helicase Rdh54. Gene Ontology annotation, biological process: reciprocal meiotic recombination; double-strand break repair via homologous recombination. The coding region runs from base 126 to 2372 and encodes 748 amino acids. The record is from RefSeq and is a predicted model, not a curated record. Gene Ontology annotation, molecular function: ATP-dependent chromatin remodeler activity; DNA translocase activity; ATP binding. The transcript has 18 exons. Lineage: Eukaryota; Fungi; Ascomycota; Schizosaccharomycetes; Schizosaccharomycetales; Schizosaccharomycetaceae. Gene Ontology annotation, cellular component: nucleus.